Molecule: messenger RNA, 1599 nt
Organism: Diplodia corticola
Lineage: Eukaryota; Fungi; Ascomycota; Dothideomycetes; Botryosphaeriales; Botryosphaeriaceae
Product: citrate synthase
Exons: 3
Coding region: 1-1599 (532 amino acids)
Biological process (GO): tricarboxylic acid cycle; carbohydrate metabolic process
Cellular component (GO): mitochondrial matrix
Source: RefSeq, a predicted model, not a curated record
AUGCGGCGAGUGCCCUGUAUAAAAUGGCUCCCAUCGACGACUGUCGUUGCCAUCAUCAGCUUCUCCAUCGUCUUCCUCAACACCAGCCUCCAGCACCCUGCUUCAAUCGUGCUCCAGCAUUUGCUUCUCAACCGCUUUCUUGUUCUCAUCUCGUCGAUUCCAUUCAGCACCAUGUUUGUCCUCAGUCCCGAGCGCAUCACCGCCUGGCAGCGCGUGCUGGCUUACUAUGCCUCGUCGACGCUGGUGGGUCGCUUGGCCCUCAAGGCUGCCGGUGCCACCGAGAUGGGCGAGUCGUCGGGCUCGCUGACGGUUGUGGAUAACCGCACCAACCGGAGCUACAACAUCGACAUCCACCACAACGCCAUCAAGGCCACCGACUUCCGCCAGAUCUCGGCCGCCGGCAUCGCCGCCGACCCCGUCGACCAGGUCGAGUCCGGCCUGCGCAUCAUCGACAAGGGCUUCCUGAACACGGCCUGCAUGGAGUCGUCCGUCACCUACAUUGACGGCAAGAGAGGAUGCAUCCAGUACCGGGAUACCUCCAUCGACGACCUGUUCCGCGACAACGACUACGAAGAGGUCAUGCACCUGCUGAUCUGGGGCCACCUGCCCUCUGCCGUGGAGAAGCGUAAGCUGCGCCGCUCGCUGGCCGCGGCCAUGGUGCCGCCGCAAAGCGUCGUGGAUGUCAUCCAUGCAUUCGACCGCGACGCCAUCACCAUGUCCAUGCUCCUGGCCGGCCUUUCGGCGUUUGCGGCCGUCGACGAGGGCACCAAGGAGGUGCACACGUCCGGCCGUCCGGCCUACCUGGGCAAGACGGAGGCCGUCGAUGCCGCCAUCAUCCGCACGCUGGCAGCGCUCGCCACCACCAUCGCGCUGGUCUACUGCCACAAGCGGGGCAAGGCCUUCACUCCGGCGGACCCCAACGGGUCGUACAUUGGCAACGUGCUCCUGAUGAUGGGCUUCCACGAGCCGGGCCAGAAGAAGCCGAACCAGAAGAUCGAAGAGUGCUUCGAGAAGCUGUGGGUGCUGUACGCCGACCACGAGAUGACCAACUCGACGGCGUCGUUCCUGCACGCGGCAUCGACGCUCACGGACCCGAUUUCGUGCAGCAUCACGGGCAUCGUGUCGGCGUACGGGCCGCUCCACGGCGGCGCCAUCGACCUGGCCUACAAGGGCUUCGAGGAGGUGGGCGCGCCCGAGAACGUGCACCUUUUGAUCAGCGACGUCAAGGCCAAGAAGCAGCGGCUGUUCGGCUACGGGCACCGCAUCUACAAGACGGUGGACCCGCGCGCCAAGUUCAUCCGCGCCAUGAUGGACGAGCACAGCGAGCUGAUGGAGCAGAACCCGCUGCUGCGCAUCGCGCUCGAGGUGGACCGCGUGGCCAACAGCGACGCCUACUUCACCAGCCGCAACCUCAAGGCCAACGCCGACCUGUACGGCUGCUUCCUGUACACGGCCAUGGGGUUCGAGACGGACAUCAUCAUCCCCAUGGCCAGCCUGUCGCGCACGGCGGGCGUCAUGGCGCACUGGCGCGAGGCCAUGCACCAGACGCCCAUGCUCUGGCGGCCGCUGCAGGUCUUUACGGGCUCAGCGGCGCAGUAG